Molecule: messenger RNA, 5105 nt
Organism: Dicentrarchus labrax (European seabass)
Lineage: Eukaryota; Metazoa; Chordata; Actinopteri; Moronidae
Gene: hhip
Product: hedgehog interacting protein
Exons: 13
Coding region: 640-2742 (700 amino acids)
Source: RefSeq, a predicted model, not a curated record
AGCACGGGGAAACAUGUGAGCGGUCUGAGGACUUUAGUGAGAGACAACUUUUAUGUCUUAUAUGUGUUUUUUUGACCCCCGUGCAUUGCACAAACCGCCGUGCUGUGCUUAAAAGGAAUUACAUCUAAAGGGACGUCACGGCUCUUUUGCAGUUCACGGUGUUUUUGUUUUUUUUAUGUGUGUGUUGAGGGGGGGUGUUUCUGACUUUUUGUUGUUCAUCAGGAUAAAUUGUGUUAUUGUUUUUUGCUUUUAUUUUAUUUUUUCAUUUUUUUCCCCAUUUUUUUUUAAAUUUCUGAGCUGUGCUUUAUAAGCAGAAGCAACUAUAAUUUAUUUUUUAAACACCUCUUUCUUUAUAGCAGUGAAUCAAAUUUUAAGGACACCUGCUCUGACAAACUGCAUAUUUGUCAUUUGUGUGUGUGUAGUAGUAGUAGUAGUAGUAAUUGGCUUCUGCUGCUUGGAGAGCCUAAAUAAAACUAUAUAUAUAUAAAUAUAUAUAUAUAUAUAUUACAUUGCAGGUUAACCCCCAUUCUUUUCAGAAAAAAAGGAGGGGUGUAUUAUCUAGUGGUUUUUUUUAUUUUGUGGGGUUGUAUUUUCAUAUUUUUGUUUAUUUUUUUUUAUAUGAUUUUUUGAAAAAACACUAUGAAGCAUUUGCAAUUUGUGCUCGUCCUGGCCAUCGCGGUCAACGUGUGGGAAUGUGGGGACGCAAAAUUCGGCGAGAGGGGAGAAAUUAGCCCCAGGAGGAGAAGAUGUUACGACGGAAGCUUGCCCAAGCGGCUGAAGAAAAGGGAGCGAAAAGUGUUGCUUGACGGCAGCAGCAGCAGCAGCGGAGAAGUUUGCCACAGGUUGUAUCCCCGUGUGUCCUGCUGCCCCACCAGGAGAGCCGCCUAUCAGAUCCUGCACCGCAGGGAUGCCAGGAUUUUCUCCACCAACAACACUGAAUGUGGACGUCUCCUGGAGGAGAUCAAGUGUGCUCGCUGCUCCCCCAAUGCCCAGGUGUUGUUCCACUCCUUGGACAUGGAUAAGAUGCCACACAGGGAGCCAGACCUGCCACGGCUCUGCCAGGACUUCUGCCGCGAGUUCUACUACACCUGCAGGGGGCACAUACCAGAACUGUUCCAAGCUGAUGUGGAUGAGUUCUGCCAAUACUAUGGGAGGAGAGAUGCCAGUCUGUGCUUUCCAGAUUUUCAGCGAAAGCAACCACAAGGGCAAGAUUCCAACUACUUGGGAGAUGAGAAAAUAGAGGAUAUGAGGAGGAAACUCAAACACAACUGCUACUGUGCCCAGGAGGUGUUGAGUGGUCUAAGGCAGCCGGUGGCCGUGUUGCACUGUGGGGAUGGAUCCCAGCGGCUUUUUGUCCUGGAGAGGGAGGGAAUUGUCAGGAUCCUCAACCAUGACCUUGAGCUAAUCAAGGAGCCAUUCCUGGACAUCCACAAGCUAGUGCAGAGCGGUCUGAAGGGUGGAGAUGAAAGGGGCCUGCUAAGCCUGGCAUUCCACCCCAAUUACAAGAAGAAUGGCAAGCUCUACGUCUCCUACACCACCAACCAAGAGCGCUGGGCCAUCGGUCCACACGACCACAUUCUCCGUGUGGUUGAGUACACCGUUUCGAGGAAAAACCCGAACCAGGUGGACACUCGGACUGUGCGGAUGCUGAUGGAAGUGGCAGAGCUGCACAGGAAGCACCUAGGUGGUCAACUCUUGUUCAGCCCUGAUGGUCUGUUGCACAUCAUCCUGGGAGAUGGCAUGAUCACCCUGGAUGAUAUGGAAGAGAUGGAUGGACUCAGUGAUUUCACAGGGUCUGUCCUGAGGGUAGAUGUGGACACAGACUGUUGCACAUCACCUUAUUCCAUACCACGGAACAACCCUUACUUCAACAGCACCAACCAGCCACCUGAAAUCUUUGCCCAUGGAUUACAUGACCCAGGCAGGUGUGCAGUGGAUCGUCUUCAGAUGGACAAUGGGAGUUUUCUGAUCCUGUGUACAGAUGCCAGUGGCAAAAACACAUCAGCAGGAAGAAUACUGGAGAUUACUAAGGGGAAAGAUUAUGAAAAUGAGCCUUCCGUUUAUGACCUGCAGUCCAGUGGAGGAGCACCACCUGUGGGGGGUUUCAUCUACAGGGGCUGCCAGUCUAGAAGACUUUAUGGAAGUUAUGUGUUUGGAGAUAAAAAUGGUAACCUGCGGAUCCUCCAGAAGUCUACACUGUCAACAUCAGCAAAUGGUGAACAGUGGCAGGAGAAAGCUCUGUGCCUUGGCUCAGCUGGCUCCUGUGGCUCUACGCUUGUGGGACACAUCUUGGGCUUUGGAGAAGAUGAACUAGGUGAAGUCUACAUACUGGCAAGCAGUAAAAGCAUGGUGCAGUCACACAGUGGGAAACUCUACAAGCUGGUAGACCCCAAAAGGCCUCAUGCCCCGAAGGAGUGCCAGCGUCAGGUGGAGCCUCCAGAGCUGCUGAUGACAGCUUGUUCCAGGCACUGUAAGAACGGACACUGCACUCCUACUGGCAAGUGCUGCUGCAGCCCUGGCUGGGAGGGACCCUUCUGCCGAGUUGCCAAAUGUGAACCGGCCUGCCGCAACGGAGGAGUGUGUAUGGAGCCCAACAAGUGCCUGUGUAAGAGCGGCUACUCUGGGGCCCAGUGUGAGAAGAGUGAGCACGGUAUGCCCAACGACCAGGAGAAAGACGGCAUACUGGACCACAUCAUUGACAUGACCUCGUAUCUCCUAGACCUGACCAGCUAUAUCGUAUAGGGGUGCGCGGAGGGGGGCUGCUCCCCGCUGUCAUCCUCAAGUUGACACAAAUCUACCUACCACCACCAGCAGACUCUAACGAGGUGUCCUUAAUAUGGCCUCUUAAUCUCCCUCACACCAACGCAGGCAUGUGUAUACACACACACACACACACACACACACACACACACACACACACACACACACACACACACACACAUACACAGACAGACACACACACAAAGACACACACACAGGAUCCCCGUCAGACUGCUUUUCAUCCUCAUCACCAAACUCUUCCUCUUUCGCCUAUAAGCUACUUGCUCUUGAGCACCAGGCCUGGCAUCCAAGCCGUGUUCACUGACCUGCAGACAGCAGCAUGGCCAAGUUAUGGAAGUUCCACUAAGACAUUUCGUCUGUCGUUCAGAAAACGCUUGCACACGGCCGACACCACGGGAACAGGAACUCCACAGGAACAGAACAUUUUAACUCAAGACUAUGGAUCUUUUUCAGGGGCUAUCUGUUGCCUUACUUAAGACCCCUCAAAAAAAAAAGGAGUUAUAGGCAUUGCAGUGGAGACAGUUGAUUGUUCAGAGGUUCUUUAAGGAUUCAAAAUUCUGAAGAGUGGCAUGGCUCAAGGUUCAGUUUGUGCUCAUGGUCCGUUCAAAAACUCAGCAAAAUAAAUGUCUACAUAUACAGACUUUGCAGGAACACUCUGCACCUCUGCCUCAGUUAUUAAAAGCUGAGAAGUCAGUGAGAGUCGAGGGUCACAUAGAGCCUGCAGUGCUUUGUGCUAUACUAUUCUAAAGGCACUAAUAAAAGAGAGAUGAACCAUGUUGUCUCACUUGAUGAUGUUGUAUUUAGUUUGUGGGCACAUUGUCAUAAAAAGCUAACAGUAUACAGUAUGUAUACCUUAUUUUGCAACACUCACUCGCUAUCAAUGUACAGAAUGGAUCCACAACAGAGGACUGUUACCUACACAGAAAUAGUGAGAACAUUUUGUCAAAGCCAGUUUCAUACAAUCUGAACGGAGUUAUUGGCUCCCAUGCACUGUAUUCAUUUUUUUUGUUUCAUUCACUUUAUUAUUCAAAAUGAAUUUGUCAUUAAAAGCGCAAUGAGACACAUUCACACACAUACACACCACAUUAUCAGAGGUAUGGUUUGACAAACUCCUUUCAUUGCGUCACACACUGAAACUGAACUCAAAACUACAAAGGGAAGAGAUGGCGCGGUGAUGUAUAUUUCCAAUAGAGCUUACCUAAGUACUACUUAGCAUUGCAAAAAAACUAUAGCAUUACUAUUGUUAUCAUAGAGGAGGGUUUAUUUUUUUAAGCGUAAUAAUAUAUGGGAGAGAAUGGUGUUUAUAGAAAGCAGUUUUACACUAAGCUUGUCAGCUCAUGUCAUUUUCAUGUUGUACUUAUACAUAUGCAGCUUUUUUUUCCUCUGUUAAGAAAGACGUGUGAGGUGUGUAAAAGUAACGCAUGUCUGUGCCUGCGUAGAGUAAUUCGCAGCAGUUGGCAGUCCGUCUAAUUCUCCUCCCUGACGUGUGGUUUCAUUAGCGCUGUCAGAAAUGUGUCUUUGUUGUGAGAUGAUCAAAGAUCCUGUUGGGCCACCAAGUCACUGUGGAAGCAGUUCACAGUCAGAGGAAGAUCUUAAGAUUAACACAAGGAUCUGUCUAAUGGAGAUAAGAUUGAAUGUUUGCAUUUGUCUCCUACAUGUCAGAAAACAGAUGAUUGUCUGGAGCCACAUUAAUGUGUUGUUUCUUUUCAAAAGACAGACUGAAGUUCAAACAGAUGCAGCACAUACACACACAUCCCCCAUUUUCUUUUAAACUAAUAACUUGUAUUAUUGAGAACUCCACAUUUGAUCUUUUGCCAUUUAAAUUCCAUAAAAUUAGUCUUUUGAGGGAAUCGUCAGUCAUUGUUUUUAACAGUUUUGAAGGCACAGUUGCAGUUUUGCUCUAUUCCAAACUUUUAUUUUGAAAAAAAGACAAGUUUCCAAGUAUAAUGGUUAAUUGAAGUUCAGUGUCCGUAAAGAUGUAUUUUGUUCAUCUCCCGCCUUGCUUGUGUUUGCUGAAAUAAAUCAACUCUACCUGGUCAAAAUGGAAUUCAUGCUGUAAAAUGGAAAAUUAUAAUUUUUUUUUAGCACUUAAUGUGAAAGUUGCAUUGUAGCUGCUGAGACGGCGUGGUGUGAAUAGAAUAACCAUUUUCAUUAUUUAAGUAGUUACACAAAUAAAAUAAUUAUUUAAGUUCUCUAUGUUGUUUUUACCAUUGUACUGUAUGUGACAAUUUUUUUUAUUCCUGUAUUGUAAAUAAAACUAGGGAUAACUUUGUUUCUCUACAGAAAUAUCAAUAUGUCUAUUAAAAUUUAUAGCAUGUCUGAAA